CUUCAGUUCUGGACACGUAUUUGCGGGAUGCAUUUUUAAAUGCACAAAUGGUUUGUAUUGAGGAAGGAGCGGCUCAUGCUAAAGCAGAAAUACGAACAUGACUACCAUCUCUAAUGGUGCUUUGUUUUUACUCGAGUCUUCAUAUAACUGUCAUUUUUCUUAGUGCGCGCUUACGUAUCUGUGUCGGAUGGCUGUUUCUGCAGGUGGUGGAGGAGAUUGUGUGUGCCGAGACAUUUGCCCAUACAUCGGCAAUGCCAUGUCCCGAUAUUUUCAUCUGAAUCUUAAAAGCAUUAUGCUCCCGUCUACAUUAGCUGGCAAACUUGCUCACCGUCUGACAUGGUUUUUUGUUUGCGGGAUUUCAUACACCUUAUUGUUAUCAAAAGAGAACAACCCAUUCGCCCAAAAUGGAGAUCUAUGGCUGGAUGGCCAAGGUCUCGACUUACAUUACUCCGCGGAGCUAGACGGGUGUUAUAAGGCACAACGUGGCAUUCACUUCUUCACCGCUUCUUUUACUAUAGAGCUAUUAAGAUUCCCAGCGUGUCCACUAACUGUGGAGGUGCAUUCUCUGGCGCCUGGAGUCUUCUCUAUUUCUUUUUUGGUACUUCGCGAAUGGGCGCUUGGCGCUUGGGCCCGUUCAGAAAACUCGGCAAAACCUCGCCACGGCGUACAGGUACAGGGCAUCGGACCUAGAGGCGAACAAAUCUGAAGAGUCCUUGUUCAUGAGAUCUAUCGUGCCUUUCGUCUGUUCUUCGGAGUACUUUCGCUCCAUUCCAAGGCGCCUUUUAUCAGAUAGAGAAUGAUCUACAGUGCACCAGAUAAAAAUCUAAGGAAGGCAACAGGAAGACCGCAUUCUCAAGAUUGAGACAGACUUUAACAGACUUCAGGACCUGUUGAGGGACUGCUACUUUGACAUGAACCUGGCAAGUUCUUGUCUAAAUUGCUAUGAUAGUACAAGUCGGGCCAGAAGCCAGGACGGAAAUUGCCAUUAAAUAUCACCAUGGUAGCCAAGGACGAAUAGAACGCGGU
This is a messenger RNA of Gamsiella multidivaricata, 1026 nucleotides long. RefSeq lists its product as uncharacterized. NCBI's taxonomy places the organism in Eukaryota, Fungi, Mortierellomycota, Mortierellomycetes, Mortierellales, Mortierellaceae. The record is from RefSeq and is a predicted model, not a curated record. Bases 188 to 706 code for a protein of 172 amino acids. The transcript is spliced from 2 exons.